AUGCACGAAGACGCUCCAAAAAUGAGUGUAGCGCACAGUAUAGUUGCCUCCACGAGUCAAGCAAAAAGUGAGAUCGACCUAGAAGUCCCCAUGGAAUAUGUUAAUUCUACUGAAUCAAAACCUUCACAAAGUAUCGAAAUGGAGCUGAAAAUUGCUUAUGUGGAUACAAAUAGUGUACCCACUGAUGAUGCUUCCAAUAUGACAGUGUUAUUUUCAGUGUCUGUAUUCGAAUUGGAGUCUGCUAAGAUUAAUUGGGGACAUGAGGUCUGA
Arctia plantaginis is the source of this 270-nucleotide messenger RNA. The record is from the annotation of a GenBank genome assembly. NCBI's taxonomy places the organism in Eukaryota, Metazoa, Arthropoda, Insecta, Lepidoptera, Erebidae.